UUCUUGGAGACAAUGAUUUACCGCUUGGCAUUUAGUUUUAAGCCUCGCGGUGGACUAGCAGAGCCUGUCAUGUCGUUUGUUUCCCGAUUAUUGAAAAGAAGAGGAUAUAAUGGAUUGAUUGAUACAGGUUCUUGUGAAAAGUGUUUUAUUUGGCACCAUUCAGCUACAAAUACCCAAUGUAAUCUUUGCCGGUGGAAUUGUGACCUCAAUCAAGUGAAUCAACUGCUGCAAAUUGUUUCAAACAUUUUACACCUGCAGUUAGUGAUGAGUGCAACAGAAGUUUUUAUCGGGACCUCGUCCGACAUCAUAGGUACAACUGGUCACUGUGAUUUCUUAAAUAACAGGACAUAUUGUGAAGGCGCCUAG
Saccostrea cuccullata (small rock oyster) is the source of this 366-nucleotide messenger RNA. RefSeq lists its product as uncharacterized. The record is from RefSeq and is a predicted model, not a curated record. Lineage: Eukaryota; Metazoa; Mollusca; Bivalvia; Ostreida; Ostreidae. Bases 13 to 366 code for a protein of 117 amino acids. The transcript has 3 exons.